This is a messenger RNA of Cavia porcellus (domestic guinea pig), 1956 nucleotides long. RefSeq names its product ras homolog family member V (gene Rhov). The transcript is spliced from 3 exons. Gene Ontology annotation, biological process: establishment or maintenance of cell polarity; Cdc42 protein signal transduction; endocytosis. Gene Ontology annotation, molecular function: GTPase activity; GTP binding; protein kinase binding. The record is from RefSeq and is a predicted model, not a curated record. Bases 3 to 1085 code for a protein of 360 amino acids. NCBI's taxonomy places the organism in Eukaryota, Metazoa, Chordata, Mammalia, Rodentia, Caviidae.
UUAUGUGUUCUGCAACUGGCUUCUUUCUCCGAACAAUACAUCAUGGAUGUCUCUCUCCACGGAUGCCUCGAUUUGGUGAUUCUUUGUGCUCGGACCUGCGCGGCGUUCUAAGGAUCAGCCUUCUGUCUCCCUUUCUUCCACUCCGGCGGGCGCUUUGCAGUGGCCUGGCCCACAGGGAGGACCUGGCUGGUGGGCGGGGCCGGGGCCACUGGGGACAUGCAGAUGAGGGGGGCGGGGCCCUAUAUAAACCCGCGGGCCGCGUCGGGCUGGCUAGCCCUGCUGGAAGAGACGGGCAGCGGCACCGACCUAACCUGGUUCUCGAGUGCCGCGGAGGCUGGGCCGGGCUGGCCCCUCUGCUUCCCCGGACGCGGGCCAUGCCGCCGCGGGAGCUGAGCGAGGACGAGCCGCCCCCGUUGCGCACCCCAAGUCCGUCUCCGCAGCGGGGGAGCGCACCCCCGGAGCUGGGCAUCAAAUGUGUGCUGGUGGGCGACGGCGCGGUGGGCAAGAGCAGCCUCAUCGUCAGCUACACCUGCAACGGGUAUCCCGCGCGCUACCGGCCCACGGCUCUCGACACUUUCUCCGUGCAAGUCCUAGUGGAUGGAGCCCCGGUGCGCAUUGAGCUUUGGGACACCGCGGGACAGGAGGACUUUGACCGACUUCGCUCCCUCUGCUACCCGGACACCGAUGUGUUCCUGGCAUGCUUCAGUGUGGUGCAGCCCAGCUCCUUCCAGAACAUCACAGAGAAGUGGCUGCCCGAGAUCCGCACUCACAACCCCCAGGCACCUGUGCUGCUUGUGGGCACCCAGGCCGACCUGAGGGAUGACGUCAAUGUACUGAUUCAGCUGGAUCAGGGUGGCCGGGAAGGCCCAGUGCCCCAGCCCCAAGCCCAGGGUCUGGCCGAGAAGAUCCGAGCCUGCUGCUACCUUGAAUGCUCAGCGUUGACCCAGAAGAACUUGAAAGAGGUGUUUGACUCUGCCAUUCUCAGUGCUAUUGAGCACAAAGCCCGGCUGGAGAAGAAAUUGAAUGCCAAAGGUGUGCGCACCCUCUCCCGCUGUCGCUGGAAGAAGUUCUUCUGCUUUGUUUGAGGAGCUAGGGCAGGUGGCAAGCAAGUGGUAGCCAGGAGGCCACAGACUCCUUGAACCUGGGGCAUGGGGCCUUUGAGGGGUGUUACUGGCAGGGCCUGGCCACCCCAUGGGACUCAGUUCCCUACUGAACACUGGGGACAUGGGCUUCUGACUGCCCACUCUGAUAAGCCUGGUUGAGCCUGGGUCCUGGAAGAGGAAGGCUCUGGUUUAGAUUUCUUUGGCUCACAGAGAAAACCCAGCACUUUUGAUUUUCAUGGGAUGGCCUUAAAGAGUGUCAGCCAUCUCCGAGCAGUUUGGGAUCCAGUUCCCAGUUCCUUAUAUCAGUCCAUCUGAAUUAGGACACUUGGUUGUGGUCUUCACCCCCACUAGUACAGGUGAGCCUGGGGAACCACAGGUCACCUUAGGGGGCCAGAAGGUGAUCAACCUUGAUUCAGAGAGAAGUUUGGGAUGGAGUAAGACAAGGCCAAUGAGAGACAGAGAGGAGCAGACAUCCAGGCUGGAAGCUGUGGGAUGGGAGGCAGAUCAGAGGGCUGGACCUAGAAGGAGGAAGACAAGGAGAGUGGAACAGGUGGGGGGGGGCAGCUGUGGAGCAGGCUGACACCUGGGCUGCCCUCAGGUCCCACGACCCAGGAGGGCGGGGCUGGGCCCUGGGAAGAACUGGGUUUCAGGACUCCCUGGGUGCUGCCCAAACUGGCUAGGCCAGCAGUGGGGCAGGAAGUGAGAGUCAAUCCCAGCAAAGGGAGGGGGAGGAGCUGCAGACUAGAGCCUGGAGGAGAAAGGGGUGAGGGACAUCCCUUUCCCCAAGUUCAAGGUUCCCCAACCCUAGAAGGUAAAGCAGCACAGUCUGCAAAUAAAACCUUCCAUUUCUGAA